ACUGACUUGGUGAGAAAAUCGUGUUUUGGUUUGUCAUCGUCGGCUUUUUCCUGAAUUUAGAAAAAUUUGAAUUAAUCCAAUUAUAAAGUCCGAUUUUGACUGCAUUUAUUGCAUGCAGAGUCAUUUUUUGUGACAUAACCUCACAAAAACUUUUAGAUGUUCCUCACAAGAAGUGAAUAUGACCGAGGUGUGAACACUUUUUCACCUGAAGGUCGCCUUUUCCAAGUGGAAUAUGCUAUCGAAGCUAUCAAAUUGGGUUCCACCGCUAUUGGAAUAUGCACUAGUGAGGGGGUUGUGUUGGCGGUAGAGAAGCGCAUAACUUCCCCAUUAAUGGAGCCCACAACAAUAGAAAAAAUUGUAGAAGUUGAUAAACAUAUUGGUUGUGCCGUGUCUGGCCUUAUGGCAGACUCUAGAACAAUGAUUGAUAGGGCACGUGUGGAAUGCCAAAACCAUUGGUUUGUCUACAACGAAAACAUGAGUGUGGAAUCUUGUGCCCAAGCUGUGUCGAAUCUAGCGAUUCAAUUUGGCGAUUCUGACGAUGAUGGUGCAGCAAUGUCAAGGCCAUUUGGUGUUGCCAUUUUGUUUGCUGGGAUUGACGAAAAGGGGCCCCAGUUGUACCAUAUGGAUCCCUCUGGUACAUUCGUUCAGUUUGAUGCCAAGGCGAUUGGAUCUGGUUCAGAAGGGGCUCAGCAAAGCUUGCAGGAGGUCUACCACCGCAGUAUGACACUAAGUGAAGCAACAACAGCGGCACUAACAAUUCUUAAGCAAGUGAUGGAAGAGAAAUUGAAUUCUUCAAAUGUUGAAGUCAUGACAAUGACUCCUGGUGCACUGUUUCAUAUGUUUAGUAAGGAACAGGUGGAGGAGGUAAUUUCUAAAAUAUCAUAAUUUAUAUCAAAGGCAGGAGGUUGCUCGUUUUUAUUUUACAAGCUGUUUUAUUUUUCUAUACCAGUAUAACUACAUUUUUACUGUUUUUCCAUCAAAACGAUGUUCUCUGCUAACAACAUAUUUAAAUAUCGUUAUUAUUCACUCUACUGGAACAAUAAAUAAUUAAGAAGAAAAUCA
Tribolium castaneum (red flour beetle) is the source of this 1062-nucleotide messenger RNA. RefSeq names its product Proteasome alpha5 subunit (gene Prosalpha5). Bases 157 to 885 code for a protein of 242 amino acids. NCBI's taxonomy places the organism in Eukaryota, Metazoa, Arthropoda, Insecta, Coleoptera, Tenebrionidae. The record is from RefSeq and is a predicted model, not a curated record. The transcript has 4 exons. Gene Ontology annotation, cellular component: nucleus; proteasome core complex, alpha-subunit complex; proteasome core complex. Gene Ontology annotation, biological process: proteasome-mediated ubiquitin-dependent protein catabolic process.